This is a messenger RNA of Rhodotorula graminis WP1, 1463 nucleotides long. RefSeq lists its product as uncharacterized. Lineage: Eukaryota; Fungi; Basidiomycota; Microbotryomycetes; Sporidiobolales; Sporidiobolaceae. Bases 13 to 1326 code for a protein of 437 amino acids. Gene Ontology annotation, molecular function: metal ion binding. The record is from RefSeq and is a predicted model, not a curated record. The transcript has 5 exons. Gene Ontology annotation, cellular component: mitochondrion.
AGCCCGCUAGCCAUGUCGCUCCCGGCUCUCCGCACCCAGGCCAUCCGCGCCCAGGUCUCGCGCAAGGCCUUUGCCCGCUCGUACGCGACCCCGGCGUUCGAAAAGGCGCACAACGGCAUCGCCGUCGCGGCCGCCGACGAGGGCAAGCCCACGUCGAGCAUCUCGGUCAUUGCCCGCGCCGGGUCCCGCUUCGAGCCUGCGCCCGGCGUCGCCCACGUCCUCAAGAACUCGGUCUUCAAGGCGACCAACAAGCGCAGCCAGAUCCGGUUGGUGCGCGAGACCGAGGCCCUCGGCGGUGUCCUCUCGACGUCGCUCUCGCGGGAGCACCUCGUCCUCACGGCCGAGUUCCUCCGAGGUGACGAGGCCUACUUUGCCGAGGCGCUCGGCGACGCCAUCAGCGAGGCCAAGCUCCCGCUGCACGAGUACCACGAGGAGGUCGUCCCGGCGGUGCAGGCCGAGUACGAGCAGUUGAUCCACGACUCGGGCGUGUACGCGUUCGACCUCGCGCACCAGCUCGCGUUCCGCAACGGCCUCGGCAACUCGCUCUUCGCGUCGCCUCACACGGCCGUCGACCACUCGACCGCCGUCUCGUUCGCCAAGCAGUCGUUCGCGCCGUCCAACAUUGCCGUGUACGGCUCCAACAUCGACGCCGGCAAGCUGUCGUCGCUCGUCGGCGAGUUCUUCUCGACGUCGUCGUCGGCCGGCGGUGCGAGCCAGCAGCAGCAGGGCUCGAACUACUACGGCGGCGAGGUGCGCAUCCCGGCAACGGCGCACGCCGCCCUCGACCAGCUCCUCGUCGCGUUCAAGGGCGCGUCGCGGUCCGAGGUCGAGUACGCCGUCCUCGCGCUCCUCCUCGGCGGCGAGUCGUCGGUCAAGUGGGGCCAGGGCGCGACCCCGCUCGCCAAGCUCUCGACGUCGACGUCGUCGGCCAAGGCGUUCAACGCCGCCUACUCGGACGCGGGCCUGUUCGGCAUCUCGAUCCAGGCCAAGUCGGCCGACGUGGCCGACGUCGCGUCCAAGGCGGUCGCGGCGCUCAAGCAGGCGGCGCAGGGCGUGAGCGACGAGGCGCUCAAGCAGGCCGUCGCCAAGGCCAAGUUUGCCGCCGCUGCCGCGCUCGAGACCAAGGCGGGUCAGGUCGCGCUCGUCGGCGAGCACGUCGCGUCGAGCGGCAAGGCGCCCUCGCUCGAGGACGUCUUUGCCAAGCUCGACAAGGUCACGGCCGAGUCGCUCGCGAAGGCGGCGAAGAGCGCGCUCGAGAGCAAGCCGACGACGGUCGCGGUCGGCAACACCCACGUCCUCCCCUACUCGGACUCGAUUGGCCUCUAAGCGGCGGGCGGGAGCGAGGGAGGAUAGACGCGCGCGAGAGAGGGAGUUUGUCGUUUCGCCGAUGUAGCACGUGGGGCGGCGGUGCUUGAAAAACACGCCCCAGGAGAUUGCAGUACUCUUUCCACUUCACCUCACUC